Messenger RNA from Ilex paraguariensis (yerba mate), 1021 nucleotides. The record is from the annotation of a GenBank genome assembly. NCBI's taxonomy places the organism in Eukaryota, Viridiplantae, Streptophyta, Magnoliopsida, Aquifoliales, Aquifoliaceae.
GGCGCAUUUUAGCAACUGAUUAGUUUAGAGUCUUUAGACAAUCCGUUUCCAAGAUCUUCUUUUUUUGGUCUCAAAAUCUUCCAAGAUCCACUUACCGGAAAACAAGAAAUUCUUCCAAGAUUCACCUACCCAAACACAGCAAAGAAAAAACGAAUUCUUCAAAGAUUCACAGAAUCAAUUGAUCGUUUCAAAGUUCUAUAAUCUAUAUUCUAUACACACAUGUAUCUAUAUCUGUUUUAGAUAAAGUUUUUUUUUUUUUGGCGGGAAAGCUAUGGGGGCGGAGAUCUGCGAGAAAUUGAUGUGCCAAACGAUCGACAUCGAAGUGCCGACGGAAGAGAGAAGUCCGGCAUCCGCUGUAGAGAACAGAGAAGAGCUAUUCGUGCCGCCUUUGAAUUUCUCUAUGGUCGAUUAUGGUGUGUUCAGGUCUAGUUUUCCUGGUACUGCCAAUUUCUCAUUCUUGCAAACCCUAGGCCUUCGUUCAAUUAUAUAUUUGUGUCCGGAAUCCUAUCCAGAGGCGAAUCUUGAAUUUCUCAAUGCGACUGGCGUUCAGCUCUAUCAGUUUGGAAUUGAGAGUUGCAAGGAGCCUUUUGUAAGCAUUCCUGAAGAUUCAAUUCGUGGCGCGUUAAAAUUGGUUCUUGAUGAAAAAAACCACCCACUCCUAAUCCAUUGCAAAAGAGGGAAGCAUAGGACUGGUUGUCUUGUGGGAUGCUUGAGAAAACUACAAGGGUGGUGCCUGACUUCAAUUUUUGAUGAGUACCAGAGGUUUGCUGCUGACAAAGCUAGAGUAUCAGACCAGAGGUUUAUAGAGUUGUUUGACACUUCUGGCUUGGAAUAGUUCCCAACAUAGUUCUCAUAUUCAAACAGUUAACCAAUUGGAUGCGCAUUGCAUAUCCGGAUUUGCUCUUUUGAUAUUUUUUCUUUAAUUUUUUUGUUUUCAAUUUCCUGUCGACAGAAAGCCGGAUUUGCUCUUUUGAUAUUUUUUCUUUCAUUUUUUUGUUUUUAAUUUCCUAUCGACGGAAAG